Ascochyta rabiei is the source of this 1278-nucleotide messenger RNA. RefSeq lists its product as uncharacterized. The record is from RefSeq and is a predicted model, not a curated record. Gene Ontology annotation, biological process: regulation of transcription by RNA polymerase II. Gene Ontology annotation, molecular function: RNA polymerase II cis-regulatory region sequence-specific DNA binding; DNA-binding transcription factor activity, RNA polymerase II-specific. Gene Ontology annotation, cellular component: nucleus. Lineage: Eukaryota; Fungi; Ascomycota; Dothideomycetes; Pleosporales; Didymellaceae. The transcript is spliced from 2 exons. Bases 1 to 1278 code for a protein of 425 amino acids.
AUGGACUCGCCCUCGGAGCUGUCUGACUAUGCAUCAGACGACUUCCCCGAGGAGAUCAAGGGCCGCCGUCGCAGCAUGGAGCCAACGCCCGACGUACACGAGCGGCCCAGCAAGCGUCUGCGCCUGAAUCACGCGCCGCCCGUCGACGACGUGAGCGGUGUCGGCCGUGUCGGCCGUGUAGGCGACGCGGGCGACGUGGGCGACAUCUCCGAGGACAGCGACGGCUCGCUGCCGGCAUCACCGAACCACCAUCCGGGCAUGUCGCAGGAGGACGAAUUCGGGCAGGACCAGGUCACCGUCUGCAAGUGGGAGGGCUGCGAGGCUGGCGACGUGGAGAACAUGGACAACCUGGUCGAGCACCUGCACGACGACCACAUCGGCACGCGCCAGAAGAAGUACAGCUGCGAAUGGAGCGACUGCACCCGCAAGGGCAUCCCACACGCGAGCGGCUAUGCUCUGCGCGCCCACAUGCGCAGCCACACACGGGAGAAGCCCUUUUACUGCACUCUGCCCGAAUGCGACCGCUCCUUCACUCGCUCCGACGCCCUCGCAAAGCACAUGCGCACCGUCCACGAGACUGAAGCCCUGCGGCCCUCCGACCCCGUCCCCAAGCACCACUCAUCGAAUCCCUCGAACAAGUUCCAGCGCAUCAAGCUCGUUCUCUCUAACGAAGCCAAGCGGCCCUCGGAAUCAAAGGCCAGCACGCCCGCCUCGCCCUCGUCGCUGCACCCACCCGCUGCCUCUGCGUCCGCAAUUGCGUCCGCAUCUGCCUCUACACCGCAUCCGCCCGACGCCGACCACGCCCACAAUAACAUCACAUACAUCCAGGACCUCGCCUCCCCCGGCGCGCCCACCAUGGUGCAGUUCCCGCCCGACAUCUCCCUCACGCCCGCCGAGCUGUCGCUCCCCGCCGACGCCCUGUUCCACGCGCUGCGACGCACCCUGCAGUAUGCGACCGAGGAGGGCGAGGCACUGCGCCUGGAAGCCGAAGCCCUCGAGAAGCAGCGCAAAGCCGAGUGGGCCGCCAAGGAGGUCCUGCUUGAGAACUAUAUGGAGUUUCAAAUCGCAAAGACGAAGCGUGACAGGCUAGAACAAGGGCUGCCGGCCGAUCUCGAGGGUCUACAUGCUGCCGAGUGCGAUGCUGCCCCGAGCACCCACUUAGACAUCGAGCCCAAGGAGGGGAGGUUGCCCUGGUGGAGGGACGAAGGGUGGCUACAGCGGCAAGCCCACCCAAGGCAUGGCGCACAAGACCAUGAAGCAAGCCUGGGCUAUGCAUGA